Molecule: messenger RNA, 3199 nt
Organism: Fukomys damarensis (Damara mole-rat)
Lineage: Eukaryota; Metazoa; Chordata; Mammalia; Rodentia; Bathyergidae
Product: zinc finger protein 260-like
Exons: 3
Coding region: 625-3150 (841 amino acids)
Biological process (GO): regulation of transcription by RNA polymerase II
Cellular component (GO): nucleus
Molecular function (GO): DNA-binding transcription activator activity, RNA polymerase II-specific; RNA polymerase II cis-regulatory region sequence-specific DNA binding
Source: RefSeq, a predicted model, not a curated record
AUCCCCCCGCAAAAAAAGAACUGUAAUUCUUUCCAUUCAUUUUCCAAAUUUUUUAAAAAAAUUUUGCUUAGUGCUCAAUUAAUGCUUUGUCUAUGAAACCAGGUUGAAGUUUGAAACUAUUGCCUAAAAAGAAUCAGAGAAGUGAGGAAUCCAUUCCCUAAGUUAGUUUACGAAAUGACAUUUUGUAUAAUCCUCAGAAUUACUUUUCUCAUACUUAUCUACCUUACUUUUUUCACUUGGAUUCUAAUUUUGUAGGCGCCUUCUGUGAACCAUGCUUGAGAGACAUUGUACAGAGAAACCUGGGCUGACCCGGGUUCCUGUUGCAUGGUUGCUUUAGCAGUGAAUUUGAAUGUAACAUAAAGGUCCCUAUGUGAUAUAUGCGUGUGGAUGGUGAAUAAGUGUUUCAUGACUGAGACAUGAAGGAAACAUUCUGAAACCUCAGCCUCAUAUGGGCUGUGUCUGAGGAGAGAUGAGAUGUUCCAUGUUGUGAAUUUCAUGCUUCUUCCUGGAAACACGUGUCUGAUGAUUUAGGAGGCACUGACCUUCGAGGAUGUGGCUGUGAACUUCACCCAGGAGGAGUGGGCUUUGCUGGAUCCAUCCCAAAAGAAGCUCUACAGAGAUGUGAUGUGGGAAACCUUUAGGAACCUGGCUGCCAUAGGAAGACAUUCAGAUGACCAGCACAUUGAAGAUGAGUACAACACUUGCAGGAAAAGUCUAAGAAGUUUAGAGGGAGAGAAAUCCUGUCAAUAUAAAUUACGGUACCAACGUGGAGAAAUGGUUGUUUGGACUCCAGAUACAAAUGCGCACGUGAAACUCGGUGUAAAUCAGGGUGAGAGCCUUUCCUGUAGAAGGCACGUGAGUGGUUAUUCAUCAGCAGAUGGGCCCGUCAUAGCUAACCCUGGACUCAAACCUUACGGGCAGACCGUAUUUCAGGAGAAGCUGUCCAACUGUAACACACAUGGGAAAACCUGCACAAAACUCCCAUGUUUUCCAAAACAUGCAAAGACAAGUCUUGGGGAAAAACCCCAUGAACAUAUGCUACGUGGAAAAUCCUUCUCUGAUUGUACCAUUGAAGAGAAGCCGUUUAGAUAUAAGCAAGAUGUGAAAUCAUCCAUUACAUCCAAGGAUGUUCAGAUCAGGGAAGGAGGUCACAGUGAAGUGAAUACGUAUAGAUGUCUAUCACACGGAGAGAGCUUGAAGUCUCACCUUGAUCUUCAGACACAUGGAAAAGGUCACAAUGGAGAAAAAACCUGUCCAGGUAAACCCUGUGAAAACUUAUUUACUAACAAGGAUUCAUUUGAUAAUCAUGAAACAACUCACAUUGGGGAGAAACCCUAUGUAUGUAAGCAGUGUGGGAAAGCUUUUAGCUCGCGUGCUUAUUGUCAAACGCAUGAACGGACUCACACUGGAGAGAAACCCUAUGUAUGUAAGAAAUGUGGGAAAGCUUUCAGCACACAUGCUUAUUGUCAAACCCAUGAACAGAGGCACUAUAAGGAGAAACCCUAUAUAUGUAAGCAGUGUGGGAAAGCUUUCAGCACUCGUGGUGUUUGUCAAAGACAUGAACGGACUCACACUGGGGAGAAACCCUAUGUAUGUAAGCAGUGUGGGAAAGCUUUCAGCACACAUGUGAAUUGUCAAACACAUGAACAGACUCACACUGGGGAGAAGCCCUACAUAUGUAAGCAUUGUGGGAAAGCUUUCACCACACAUGCUCACUGUUACUCACAUGAACGGAUUCACACUGGGGUGAAACCCUAUGUAUGUAAGCACUGUGGGAAAGCUUUUAGCACAGGUAGAGAUUGUCAAAGACACGAACGGACUCACACUGGGGAUAAGCCCUAUGUAUGUAAGCAUUGUGGGAAAGCUUUCAGCACUCAUGGUGUUUGUCAAACGCAUUUACGAACUCACACUGGGGAAAAACCGUAUGUAUGUAAGCAAUGUGGGAAAGCUUUCAGCACAGUUGGAGAUUGUCAAAGACAUGAAAGGACCCACACUGGAGAGAAACCUUAUGUAUGUAAGCGCUGUGGGAAAGCUUUUAGUAGACACGGUAGUUGUCAAAGACAUGAAUGGACUCACGAUGGGGAGAAGCCCUAUGUAUGUAUGCAAUGUGGGAAAGUUUUCAGUACACAGGCUCAUUGUCUAAGACACGAACAGACUCACACUGGGGAGAAACCCUAUGUAUGUAAGCACUGUGGGAAAGCAUUUAGCACACAGAGUUAUUGUCAAACACAUGAACGGAUUCACAGUGGAGAGAAACCCUAUAUUUGUAAGCAAUGUGGGAAAGCUUUUAGCACACGUGCUCAUUGUCAGAGACAUGAAUGGAGGCACACUGGGGAAAAACCCUAUGUAUGUAAGCAGUGUGGGAAAGCGUUCAGCACACAUGCUCACUGUCAAAGACAUGAACGGAUUCACACUGGGGAGAAACCCUAUGUAUGUAAGCAGUGUGGGAAAGCUUUCAGCACAGCUGGAGAUUGUAAAAGACACGAGCAGACUCAUGCUGGAGAGAAACCCUAUGUAUGUAAGCAAUGUGGGAAAGCUUUCAGAACACAGGCUUACUGUCAAACACAUGAAAGGACUCACAUUGCAGAGAAACCGUAUGUAUGUAAGCACUGUGGGAAAGCUUUCAGAACACAGAGUUAUUGUCAAACACAUGAAUGGACUCACACUGGAGAGAAACCCUAUGUAUGCAAGCAAUGUGGGAAAGCUUUCAGCACAUAUAGUUAUUGUCAAACACAUGAACGAACUCACAGUGGAGAGAAACCCUAUGUAUGUAAGUAUUGUGGGAAAGCUUUUAGCAUGCAUGGCUCUUGUCAAAUACAUGAACGGAUUCACACUGGGGAGAAACCCUAUGUAUGUAAGCAGUGUGGGAAAGCUUUCAGCACAAACAAAGAUUGUCAAAUCCAUGUACGGAUUCACACUGGGGAGAAACCCUAUGUAUGUAAGCAAUGUGGGAAAGCUUUCAGCAGACGAAACAAUUGUCAACGACAUGAAAGAAGUCAUACCUUGCAGAAAUCCCAUGUAUAUAAACUGAGUGGCAGGGCAUUUAGCACACACAGUUAUUGUCAAAUGCAUGAACAGACUCACACUGGGGAGCAGUGUGGGAGAGCUUUCAGCACACAGAAAUUGUCAAACACAAGGCUGGGGAUUUAGCUUAGUGUUUCCACCGCCUGCUUCGCAAGCGCAAGGUCCUGAGUUCAAU